GGGAGUUGUAGUCCCCGGGGCGGGGAAGUAUGGCUGCGGCGGAGCUGAAAUGUCCCGUGCUGCCGCUCGCUAACGGCUGCAGCAUCCCGGUUCUGGGGCUCGGUACUUCCCAUCAAGGUGGCUAUUCCCACGAUGCUGUGGUCCAUGCAAUACAAAGCUGUGGCAUUCGUCAUAUUGACACAGCAAAACGAUACGGCUGUGAAUCUCUGCUCCAAAAGGCCAUCAAAGAGAGUGGUGUGAAACGAGAGGACAUCUGGCUAACUACCAAACUGUGGCAUAGUGAUUAUGGCUAUGAAAACACAAAAAAAGCAUGCUUGGAGUCAUGUGAAAGACUUGGUGUUGAAUACCUUGAUCUUUAUUUAAUACACUGGCCUGAUGCACAAGUUCCUGGUAAAAGCAAUCGAGAGGUCCGAGCUGAAACCUGGAGAGCAAUGGAGGAGCUCUAUGAGAAAGGUUUGUGUAGAUCAAUUGGUGUAAGCAACUUUCUUAUCAGUCAUCUUGAGCAACUAAAGGAAGACUGUGUGAUUACUCCACAUGUUAAUCAGGUUGAAUACCACCCUUUCCAAAGGCCUCAAGAGCUGGUUGAUUAUUGUAGGAGCAGAGAUAUUGUUUUUGAAGGCUACUGUCCUUUAGCCAAAGGUGAAGCACUUACUCAUCCUAGUAUCAUUCAGCUGGCGAAGAAAUAUGGCAGAACUCCAGCACAGAUUUGCAUACGCUGGAGUAUACAGAAUGGGAUUGUCACUAUUCCAAAGUCCACAAAAGCGGAAAGGAUAGAGGAAAACUGCAAGGUAUUUGAUUUUACAAUAGCAGAAGACGAUGUUGAAGUUCUCAAUGGACUGCAUGAUGGGAGACAUGUUUCCUGGGACCCAAGCCUGGUUGUGUGAAUGAAGGAUGGCUCAUGUUCGUAGACUCCUCUGAUGCAACUGUGAGUUGGCCAGCAGUGCUAGCACUAAGAGAGGAUGCUGUUCUGAUAGUGUCAGAGCACACAGCCUUUGGGAGGACCCCAGCUUGCAACUUCUUUUCUGACAAGAUCAAAGCAUUUUCUUGCAAGGAAAUUGCCCUGGGAUUUACCAGGUUUCUGAAAUCCCCUCCAUACUAAGUUCUUACUGGAAAUUCCACAAGAACUUUGGUUGUCACAAGCGAUUUUUGUUUGGUUUUUUGCCAUGCCCCAAAUCCAAAUCACGAGUUUUUACUCCUCCUAAAACUCAGGUAUAUAAGGGCAUAUACAUGCUUAGGAUGCCUGUGAACAAAAGUGUCUGUCUCUUUAUGCUUGUGGACAUGUUGCAGAAACACUUUCAACCAGUUUACCCAGGUCAAAUGGCUGUUAAUGUGGCUUUGGUGCCCUGAAGUGCUCAGCCCUCAUGCUCGCAUUCCACCCAGACCUGCAUUUGGCUUGUUCUUGCAAUAGCGCAUG
Neopsephotus bourkii (Bourke's parrot) is the source of this 1414-nucleotide messenger RNA. RefSeq lists its product as uncharacterized. The record is from RefSeq and is a predicted model, not a curated record. The transcript has 8 exons. The coding region runs from base 30 to 884 and encodes 284 amino acids. Gene Ontology annotation, molecular function: oxidoreductase activity. NCBI's taxonomy places the organism in Eukaryota, Metazoa, Chordata, Aves, Psittaciformes, Psittacidae.